Molecule: messenger RNA, 776 nt
Organism: Cariama cristata (Red-legged seriema)
Lineage: Eukaryota; Metazoa; Chordata; Aves; Cariamiformes; Cariamidae
Product: pecanex-like protein 2
Exons: 6
Source: RefSeq, a predicted model, not a curated record
CUUUCUUUUUGUUUUAUUGAGAACAAGAAAAAAGUUCCUCAUAGUAGUUUUGAAACAUUUUUGUGUCAAGUUACCAGGGCAACAGGCAAAGGCAGAUAAUCUACCGGGUAACUUCUCAGCAAGACAGUUCUGUCUUGCAAGUAAUAAGUGGACCUGAGGCAUCCGUGCAAGAUGAGCUAUCCGUGGAUGCAAUGCACGUGUUCAUAGAUGAAAAUGGGGAAAUUAGGUCCUGUUAUUUAAAGGCUGGCUGUCAGAAGGAAGGAAAUUUUCGACAUCAGCUAUCAAAUUGUGAUUGUAUUUCAAAUGCUCAUGAAAUACAGUUCAGCUCCUCCAGUACUACCACUUCAGAGAGCCAAGAACCGUCUUCCGGGGAUCAAGCAGCGAGUGCGCUUCAGCAGCAGCUCCUACUGAUGGUGGCACGAAGGACCCUUUCGGAAAGCCCACGGCAACCCAGCCAGGACCCUGAAGAUUCUUCAUGUUCUUCAGCACAACGGAAACUGAACAGACAGUUUUACAGAUUUAUUAUAUUCCCUGGCAAAUGGAUUAAAGUUUGGUACGAUCGUCUUACUUUGUUGGCCUUGUUGGACAGGACAGAAGAUAUAAAGGAGAAUGUACUUGCUGUCCUUCUAGUAGUUCUUGUUUCACUUCUUGGAUUCCUGACUCUGAAUCAAGGCUUCUGUAAAGACAUUUGGGUUCUGUUGUUCUGUCUUGUCAUGGCCAGCUGCCAGUAUUCCCUCCUAAAGAGUGUUCAGCCUGAUCCUGCUUCACCAAUACAU